This is a messenger RNA of Ailuropoda melanoleuca (giant panda), 2519 nucleotides long. RefSeq names its product protein phosphatase 1 regulatory subunit 15A (gene PPP1R15A). Lineage: Eukaryota; Metazoa; Chordata; Mammalia; Carnivora; Ursidae. The coding region runs from base 405 to 2429 and encodes 674 amino acids. Gene Ontology annotation, molecular function: protein phosphatase regulator activity. Gene Ontology annotation, cellular component: protein phosphatase type 1 complex; endoplasmic reticulum. The transcript is spliced from 4 exons. The record is from RefSeq and is a predicted model, not a curated record. Gene Ontology annotation, biological process: response to endoplasmic reticulum stress.
CUGAGUCGUUAAUGGAGCCGGGCUUCUGGAAAUGUGUUUUUGAGAGGAUGGGUCCAGGUUUUCCAGGGAGGAGCGACUGACGCUGGAUUCCUGGAUUAUGGCUGCGGCAAGGUCAGGUAGCCAUGGUCACACAUCUACCUCAGAUCCAGCCCUGGAGCCUUGGUUUCGAAACCUCGCCUCCCUUCGUGACGUCAGCACGUGUGGUCGCGUUGGACUAUAAAGGCCUCGCGGGCUGCGCCAGUUUCCAGCCUCGCUGUGGAUUACAGACGCCUAAGAGAAGAGCCCCGCAUCCGUUCGCCGUGACAGUGCUUGCAGCAGCAGGUUUUAUAACCUGAGUCCCCGAGCCCGGCACCGGAGGGCGAGAUGAACGCGCUGGUCUCCCGAGCCGUCCAGAUCUGCGAUCGAUGGUGGCAACCCGAGCCGGCGCUCCUGCCCCCGGGGUGACGCGCAGCCCCGAGUCGCUCAGACAGAUGGCCCCAGGCCAAGUGCCCCAUCAGUCUGCCCCCUGGAGGGAUACCUCCCCCUUUUUCCUCCUGUCUCCACUGAUGGGCCUCCUCAGCAGGGCCUGGAGCCACCUGAGGGGCCCAGGACCUUCAGAACCCUGGUUGUUGGAAGCGGUAAUGGGAGCCGAUCAGGGAGAAGCUGGCCUCGGGGGAGAAGCUAAGACAUUUCCCGCCACCGGCCAUGCCCUCUGGGGCAGGCACUUUCAAGGGGAGACUGGAGACAGUGGAGCAGCUGAGGAGGAUGGAGAAGUGUUCUGGGAGGCCUGCCGUGAUCUAAAAGCCAAUAGUUCUCUUCUUGAAACCUGGGAACUUUCAGAUGAUGAUGGUGAAGAAGAGUUUGGUGGGGAACAAGCAACCAGUGUCCCUAAAGAGCAGGGAAGUGAAUUUAUAGAUGGCCAGCCUGCUCCCCUGUCCCCCAGCCUUCUGAUAAGAACCCUGCAAGAACCUCCUGGAAAGGAGAAGUCUGAGGAAGGAGGAGCUGCUGAAGAGGAAGAAGCGGUCACGUUCUCUUUUCCUCCAUCACACUGGGAGUGUUGUCCAGGAGAGGAGGAGUUCGAGAAGGAAGGAGAAGCUAUAAACAGAGGAGCUGUCAGAACACUUACUGCCCCUUUAUCUCCAGGGUCCAAGCCCAAAGCUUGGGUGUACUAUGCUGGGGAGGAAGAAGAUAAAGCCACAGAGGAAAAAAGAACAGAGAAUAAAGAAGUCACAAAGAGCUCCAUUUCCCGCUCAUCUUCAGGCUUUCACCCCAGGGCCUGGGAGUGUUGUUCAGGAGAGGAAUCUGAGGAGGAGGAAGAUGAAUUCAGUGAUUCAGGAGCAGCUAAGGAGGAGGGAGAAGCUGAGGGUCCCUCCUCUGUCCCAUCCACCAGUGCUUUCGUGAGGGCCUGGGUGUAUCGACCAGGAGAGGACACGGAGGAAGAUGAUGAGGACAGUGACCCAGGAGCAGCUGAGGAGGAAGGAGAAGCUGAGGGUCCCUCUUCCGUCCCAUCUACCAGUGCUCUCGUGAGGGCCUGGGUGUAUCGACCAGGAGAGGACACGGAGGAAGAAGAUGAGGACAGUGACCCAGGAGCAGCUGAGGAGGAAGGAGAAGCUGAGGGUCCCUCUUCCGUCCUAUCCACCAGCGCUCUCGUGAGGGCCUGGGUGUAUCGACCAGGAGAGGACACCGAGGAAGAAGAUGAAGACAGUGAUUCAGGAGAAGCUGAGGAGGAGGGAGAAGCUGAGGCCACAGAUACCUUCUCAAGGGCCUGGAUAUAUAGGCCAGGAGAGGACACAGAGCAGGAAGAUGAUUCAGAAGCAGCUCACCCUGAGCCAAUUCCCUCCCUUCAGGCUCAGAGCACUCUCCACAGAGGCUGGACAUAUCGGCCUGGAGGGGGCACAGAGGGAGGAGAAGUUGCUGAGGAGUGGGGAGAAGCUGAGCCCCGCCCCUUCCGAGUGACCAUCUAUUUACCUGGAAAGAAGCCACCACCUCCCUGGGCUCGUCCUCGGCUGCCCCUCCGACUGCAGAGGAGACUCAAGCCCAGAGAAACCCCGACCUGGCAUCCAGACCCUGAGACUCCCCUAAAGCCCCGAAAGGUACGCUUCUCUGAGAAGGUCUCUGUCCACCUCCUGGUUGUCUGGGCAGGACCGGCCCAGGCGGCCCGCCGGGGACCCUGGGAGCAGCUCGCCCGGGAUCGAAGUCGCUUUGCCCGGCGGAUUGCCCAGGCACAGGAGCUGCUGGGCCCCUGUCUCACACCUGCCGCCCGGGCCAGGGCUUGGGCCCGCUGUGGGAACCCUCCCCCUCCUCUGGCCACCACACCUGCUCCUCCCCAGGUCUCACCAUUGUCCUCCAUUCAGGCUACACCCUUGAUGUUGGGACAUGUUGGAGCAUUUCCCUCCACUCCUCCUGUGUCCCCCUCUCCUUGCCUGGACCUCAGUGGGAGGCAUGGCUAAGAUCAUGGAGUUUCCUGUUUCUAUUAACUAUUUAUUUUUUGUGUGUUGUUUUAUAUAAGAAAUAAAACCUGCUGAUUUGUAGCAAGCAGA